Messenger RNA from Microthlaspi erraticum, 1191 nucleotides. The record is from the annotation of a GenBank genome assembly. Lineage: Eukaryota; Viridiplantae; Streptophyta; Magnoliopsida; Brassicales; Brassicaceae.
AUGGAUUCCACCCCGAAGGAUCUCCUUAUGGAGAUAUUCUCGAGAUUGCCAGCAAAGUCAGUUGGGAGAUUUCGUUGCGUGUCGAAGCAAUGGAAUUCCAUGCUUAGCGGUCCAUAUUUCAAAGAGCUGUUCUUGACAAGGUCACGGGCUCGUCCACGUCUCUUAUUCGCCAUGAAAGGAGAUCGAUUAGGUGAGUGGAAAUUCUUCUCGUCGUCUCAGCCUCGGAUGCCGUCUUCUCUUGCAGUAGCCACCGGUUUUCAGUUCAAGUUCUUUAACGGCAUGACGUCAUCCCUUUGUGGCUAUGCCUCUGGUUUGAUCUGUUUUUGUGAUACACGGAUCUCCGAACUGAGUAAGAAUAGAGUGCAUGUAAUAUGCAAUCCUAGCACAGGACAAUAUGCAGUCUUACCUAAACUGGGACUGGAAGAUCAGAGAACCUUUUUAGGGUUUGAUCCAAUUGACAAGCAAUUCAAGGUAUUGUCCAUGGUUCCUAAACCAUCUUGUGAUGAUGAUCACAGAAUUCUGACUUUAGGAACUGGAAAAACGAGUUGGAGGAAGAUCCAGUGUCCCUUAACCCACAGGCCUUCCCCUUUUAGAGGAAUAUGCAUCAAUGGGGUUAUAUAUUACUUGGCGUAUUUUGAUGAAACGUCUAAUGAUGUGAUCGUUUGCUUUAAUGUUCGGUCUGAGAAAUUUAAGUUUAUCGAAAUGGAAUGUUUUCAUGAGAAAUUGAUAAACUAUAAGGGUAAAUUAGGUGUGAUUCAAUGGAAGUGUGUUGGCGAUGACAAUCACAGUAACAUUGAGUUGAGUCUGUGGGUUUUAGAUGAUGUCGAGAAACAGGAAUGGUCGAAACAUGUCUACAUUUUGCCGAAUGACAUCAAAAUCGUUAACUGGAACCUAAUUUCCAUCGUUGGAGUGACUGCUUCGGGUGAAAUCGUUUUGUCGACGAACCCUAUAUCUAAACCGUUUUAUGUUUUCUACUUCAAUCCCGAAAGGAACGAGUUCCAUCGUGUUGAAAUCCAAGGUUUUGCUGAGAAUUAUGGUAGAGUUAAAGUCUUUGUAGGCCAUGUAGAGGAUCUUCAUGUUAACGAUGCAGAGAUACUGAAGUCGAGCAUCUCUGAUCCAUACGCAAAGAGGAAACGCGGCCUGAAUAUCACUAGGAAAAGAGAAAGGGAGAGGGACAUGCAUGAGGUCUGA